Molecule: messenger RNA, 498 nt
Organism: Fusarium odoratissimum NRRL 54006
Lineage: Eukaryota; Fungi; Ascomycota; Sordariomycetes; Hypocreales; Nectriaceae
Exons: 1
Coding region: 134-487 (117 amino acids)
Source: RefSeq, a predicted model, not a curated record
UUUUCUCUUUGUGGUGUGCAAAGCGGGCAAACGGACGGAUGGGCGAGAGCGAAUGCGUGCGGCAAAUUGAGUGGGAAUGGAGUUGACUUGUCUCGCAAACGCGGAAGCGUAAAGCUUGCUUUGAGGAAUUGCGAUGCAGCCGAAGCGACGCGGGAAAGAGGGAGGAGGGAAAGAGGAGAGAGAUGGAAAUGAAGGAAGGGCGCAAAAUAGUAGGCGGAGAGGAGAGGAAGGAAGGAGGAAAAAAGGAAGUAAGUGGUGGAGUUUAAGUCUAAUACGGAUACUAGAGGAGAGGAAGGAAGGAAGGAGUGGAGAUGGAGAGGAUGAGCGAGAAGACGAGAAGGCGCGAGUGUCAAAUGGAGAACGAGCAAGAGUGGGAAGUGUGGAGACCACAGAAGCCCUUUGCUUGGCGGGCGGGUGUGCUUGGGCGUGCUGGGGGAAGGAAGGAACGGAGGCGAUACUGUACGCUCACUGUGCGAUGACCCGAUGAAGCCUGCCACG